This is a messenger RNA of Monopterus albus (swamp eel), 1954 nucleotides long. RefSeq names its product globoside alpha-1,3-N-acetylgalactosaminyltransferase 1-like. NCBI's taxonomy places the organism in Eukaryota, Metazoa, Chordata, Actinopteri, Synbranchiformes, Synbranchidae. The record is from RefSeq and is a predicted model, not a curated record. The transcript has 12 exons. Gene Ontology annotation, biological process: carbohydrate metabolic process. Gene Ontology annotation, cellular component: vesicle; membrane; Golgi apparatus. Gene Ontology annotation, molecular function: hexosyltransferase activity. Bases 1 to 1143 code for a protein of 380 amino acids.
AUGAAUCGGCGGCGGCAGUCGGGCCUCAUCGGUGAGAGAGAGAUCGCUCUGAUUGGCUGUGUUUCAACCCGGCUGACCCAAAAGACAACGUGGGGCGAUGCAGAGGCGAGAAGACGCCGUGCGACUACACUUCCUGGGUGCUGUUCUCGGAUACGAGUGCUGUACUACUACUUCUUCCCGACGUUCAGAGAUUUAUUCUUUGAGCAGAAAGAGAUCACACCAUUCAGCAGAUAUGCUGAACGCAACAUCCUCAGUCAGGAGUUUCACCUCGUAGCUCCGGACCAUCUGAAGUACAAUCAGCCCAGCAUCGUCAGCGGUCGGACCGACGUGGUGACGGUGACACCCUGGCUGGCUCCUGUCGUCUGGGAAGGAACCUUUGACCCGGUUUUGUUCGACAGCAUCUACAAACAGAAGAACAUCACCAUUGCAGCCACUGUGUUUGCUGUAGGAAAGUACAUCAUGUUCCUGAAAGAAUUCCUGGAGACUGCAGAGAAGCACUUCUUCGUUGGUUUCAGGGUGCAUGUUUUUGUAUUCACCGACCGGCCGAAUGAGCUGCCCCAAGUCAAGAUGGCCGCUGGCAGACAGCUGACGGCGUACCCGGUGCCCAGCUCCAAACGUUGGCAGGAGAUCUCAGCUCGCAGGAUGGAGUUCAUCCAGGAACUGAUAGAGAAGGAACUUCAUAAAUACGCUGACUACAUCUUCUGUCUGGACGUCGACUCCAGGUUCCACAGCCGCUGGGGAACGGAGUCUCUGGGCGGACUGGUCGCUGUGGUCCAUCCAGGUUACUACAGAGCUGACCGAAGCGAGUUUCCUUACGAGCGGAGGCCAGAAUCCAGAGCCUAUGUGGCUCCUGGGGAGGGAGACUUCUACUACUGUGGGGGGGCGUUUGGAGGCCUCUUGCAGGAAGUACACCAGCUCGCCAAAACCUGCCAUAGUAACUUCAAGGCUGACGCCACGGAUGGCAUCGAGGCUGCCUGGCAGGAGGAGAGUCACCUGAACAGGUACAUGUGGAUCAACAAGCCCAGUAAGGUUCUGUCACCCGAGUACCUCUGGCAGGAUUUCAAAAACAUAAACCCAGAAGUUAAGAUCAUCAGAUUCUCUGGUGUCAUCAAGAACUACGCUGCAAUCCGACCCAAUGUAUGAGAGUCCAGUCUGGACUAGGCUGACCUCGACUGGACUAGAAGAGGGUGAAAGGGAAGACCUGCAACACCUGUUAUACCUUUGGAACUGGGCCACACCUGUCUCUCAUACUCAAGGCUUACACAUGGUCCACCUCUUCACCUUAUUUAUAAAUGUGGGUCCUCAGCUCGAGUGCUCACAGACCAGACCCUGCAGGUUUAGGACAGGUUCUCACGACUUCACCCAGUUUUAAGGUUUUGUUUAAUAAAACAUAAAGACAUUUUAAAUUAUAAAGCUUUGGUGAUGGUGCUGGAUAAGACUUGAGGGUCACCUUGUCAAAGCUGCUGCUCACUACAUUUUAUUAAAAUUGAAAUGGGAGCUUGUUAUACAGCUUGUUCCAGAACAGUAAGACAACCAAUCAGUGACAUCUGUGGGGUCUGUAGUAAAACCAACAAAAACAGGGCUAAUACAGCCUUAUAACUGAUAAAUAACACUGAUCAAUAAGUAAAGUUUACCAAGGAUUAAAGUUGCAUUAACUAACCUCUCCCUCUAAUUUUCUACCAUUAAUAUACAUGAUUUUUGUUUUGCUUAGUUAGUGAUUUAAAUUAUGUUUAAAAGCAUCAUAAUAAAUAAAUAAAAAAUAACUAAAAUAAUUGGUGCAGAAGCAGAGCAAAGUAGUUCUGUCUAAAUUACAUCAAAUGUAAACUUUUAACCACGUUACCGUGCCUUUGUUGGAGGUGCAAUGAGCUAAUGUUGGUUAGCUAACACUAGAAAGUCACUUUCUGCUUUUCCCGUGUAGGGGUCCCCACAGCGAAUCGUCACACUGACGACUCGC